AUGUCGAAAACGAAGAAGCAGCUGUUAUCAUCAGCGCCAUGGAGAGGCGACGACCAACAGCAGGAGGACAAGUUCCAAGACGCCAGGCUUAGGGCCACCAAGCGGCCAGGUUCUGCAUCCACCAUGUACGUUCCUCGCAAGAAGAGUGUUAAAACGCGCCCAAACGACAAGGACGACGACGACGACCAGUCCCUCUCUGAGAUUGAUCCUGAACUUCGCCACAGCUUCCAGCGUAAUUUUCAGUUUAGAAUUGAAUUGCAAGAAAAUGAUGUGUGAUUCAAGGCUACGCAUUUCAAAGUUUGAAAGCAUCGAAUAGUGAGAGCUGUGAUUUGGGUUGGUUGAAUUUGAAUUGAAUUAUGAGCUACUGACAUGUGUUUUGUGAAUCCCCA
This is a messenger RNA of Vitis riparia (riverbank grape), 389 nucleotides long. RefSeq lists its product as uncharacterized. The record is from RefSeq and is a predicted model, not a curated record. Bases 1 to 276 code for a protein of 91 amino acids. NCBI's taxonomy places the organism in Eukaryota, Viridiplantae, Streptophyta, Magnoliopsida, Vitales, Vitaceae. Gene Ontology annotation, cellular component: chloroplast envelope. The transcript is spliced from 2 exons.